Messenger RNA from Cuscuta epithymum, 4382 nucleotides. Lineage: Eukaryota; Viridiplantae; Streptophyta; Magnoliopsida; Solanales; Convolvulaceae. The record is from the annotation of a GenBank genome assembly.
AUUCUCCUCAACGUUUUUUGUAUCUACUAGAUAAACAUUAUAAGAUGCGAAUUAUUUGAUUGGACACAAAAAGUCAGAAAUAGCAUAAAUAAUGUAUUAUCGCAGCAUUUAUCGCUUCAAAAAGAUAGUAACAAAUCCUUGUAGGAUGAUCGAUGGUGAGGAUAUCUCAAUAUUUUUUUUUAAAUUGCCUUAUUUUAUUUAAAACAGUAGUUCUCUACAAUAAACUAUAUAUUAUUUAAUUAAUAAUAAUGAAGGAAAAAACUCAACCUAGGUUUUUUUUUUUUUUUAAUUUUGCAAAUUGAAAUGUGAAAAUGUGAUAUUUGAUAAAAAUAUGGCUCAUCAACGUACGGAACAUUACUUAAGUAAACAAAACAAAACAAUGGCGUCAGCUUGAAACCCUACGACGGCGAGAAAUCAGCGGAAGGAUAUUGAUGCCGGCGGCGGCUUGACGGGCGAAAUUUGGUGUGAAAGGCUCGUCGGUUCACGUUUGGAACUCCAGCGAUCUCCAAAGCCAUCGAGGCCUCAAUCUUUGGCAGAAGGUUACGGAAUUGGGGAGAGCAGAUUGAAGAUGUUAGUCCAUAGGGGGGGAACCUGAGAAGGAACAAUCGAUAGCAGGUAUUUUGGUCUUCGAGCGGUUCCUGGGGCAGGCUGGGCUAGCUUCAAUGAAUGUUUGUUUUUUCUAGGCUUGUCCUAGCAGUUAGGUCCGGCAGUGCUUUUCCAAUGAGUAUAAUCAGUUGGAAUUGUUGUGGUCUUGGAAAUCCGGCAACGGUGCAAUGUUUGGCAGAUAUUAUUCAAGUUCAUCGUCCAUCUGUGAUCUUCCUGAUGGAAACAAAAAUCCGGUGUCAAAGAGCAAAGGAGGUACUGAGAACAAAUGGCUUCUCCCAGAGUGUUGGUGUGGACAGUGCAGGCUUGGGUGGGGGACUGAUGGUUGGAUGGAAUGAAGACUUGGAACUAAAUGUUGUACAGUGCCAUGCUAAUGUCAUUGACACUACUGUUAGAUUAGCGCCAAAUGAUCAGGUUUGGAGGCUCACCUUUUUUAUGGCUUCCCGGAAAUCGUGCGCAGGGGAGAUGCUUGGAAUAUGUUGAAAGGUUUAGGGGAAAACAAUAAUGUAACAUUGAUGAUUUUAGGGAUUUCAAUGAUAUUUUAUAUGAGUCUGAGAAGAAAGGAAAUACUUUCCAGCAACCCUGGCGACUAAAUGGGUUCAGGGAUGCGGUGGCAUCUUGUGGCUUGAGGGACUUCCCAUUUGAGGGAUAUCAGUGGACCUGGGAGCGAGGUAAAGGCACGAACUAUCAUGUGGAAAAGAAGUUGGAUAGAAUCCUUGUUAAUGACGAUUGGUGGAACAGGUAUACGGCGGCACAAGCAUCCUCGGUGGAAGCUCCGGUGAGUGAUCACAUGGCCUUAUGGGUUAAAGUUAUUCCGGCACCGGUUACUCGAAGAGAUAAAAUUUUUAAGUUUGCAAAUAACUGGCUGAAGGAAGAGGAAUGUAGGACUGUGGUAGGUAAUAGUUGGAGGGCGAGCCAUCAUCUCUCGGUCAGUGAGAGAAUUCUUUUUUGUGGUUCUGAACUUCUGAGAUGGGACAGUCGCAGAAAGAAAGGGUUUAGACAGCAGAUUCAGGCAUGCAAGAGGCGUUUGGCAUGGUUACGGGGUAGAGAUGACUGGAGAAGCACAGGGGAUUUUUUACGGAUUUGGUCUACACUCUAUUCUUUGAUGGAAAAGGAGAACUUAUUCUGGAAGCAGAGAGCAAAAGAAUUUUGGCUAAAAGAGGGAGAUAUAAAUUCCCGGUUUUUCCAUAAUGCGGUCAAAAGCAGAAGGCGAAAAAAUAAAUUAUCCGGGCUAAAGAGAAUUGAUGGCACGUGGUGUACGGAUAGAGGUCAGGUGGGGGCUAUGGUUCGAGACUAUUUCGAACAACUAUUCACCCGAAGGGGUAACACAGGAGUGGCUGAUUGUUUUGGGAAUUUUGGCCAGAUUACAGCUGAGCAGAAUCGACUUUUACUUCGAGAUAUUUGUCCAGAGGAGGUUCGAUCAGCUAUUUUUGAUAUGCAUCCUGAGAAAGCCCCGAGAUCGGAUGGUAUGAAUCCUGCCUUUUUCCAAAAAUAUUGGGAUAUAGUUGGACCGGAUAUAUCUAGGCUUUGCUCAAAUAUUUUUGAUUCAGGAAUUAUUCCAAGAGAACUCAAUGUGACUAAUCUUGUUUUAAUUCCAAAAAAAGAUAAGCCUGAAGAUAUGGGGGAUUGGAGGCCGAUUGCAUUAUGUAAUGUGGUGUAUAAAAUUUUCUCAAAGGUUUUAGCCAAUAGAUUAAAAUUCUUAUUGGGAAGUCUUAUUGGAGAAAAUCAAAGUGCGUUUGUUCCAGGGCGGUCUAUUGUGGAUAACGUUGUUGUGUCAUUUGAGACACAUCAUGUUUUGAAAAGAAAAUGCAAGGGUAAAGAGGGGUUUGUUGCCUUGAAAUUGGACAUGAGCAAAGCUUAUGACAGAGUGUGUUGGGAUUUUUUACGAGAGAUUAUGAUCCGAAUGGGGUUUGCUGUGAGAUGGGUGAAUAUGGUUAUGGAAUGUGUUUCGACGGUCAGCUAUUAUGUACAAUUUGAGAGGGAUUUUUUGGGACCGAUUACACCUGGUCGUGGCCUCAGACAGGGGGAUCCCCUUUCUCCUUAUUUGUUUAUUAUGGUGGCGGAAGGCCUGAGUGCAUUACUGAAGAAGGCGGAGGCUCGGGGCGACAUCCACGGGGUGGCGGUCUGUAGGGGGGCACCUCGGGUCUCACAUCUUUUAUUUGCGGAUGACAGUUUUCUUUUUUUCAGAGCUACUAGCGAGGAGGCAGGGAUUAUUAAAGAUAUUUUAUCUGUUUAUGAGGAGAAUUCAGGGCAAAUUGUGAACUAUGGGAAGUCUUCGUUAUCUUUCAGCCAGAAUGUUGGGGAACAGUUCAAAGGAGCCUAUUGCAGUAUUUUUGGGAUCCCGAUGGUAGGGGGUCAGAGUAGAUAUCUUGGUCUACCAACGCUUGUGGGUAAGAAUAAAUAUGCUAUUCUAGGCUAUUUAAAAGACAAAAUUUUUAACAGGAUUAAGAACUGGAAUAAUAGAUUUUUAUCCAGGGCAGGUAGAGCGGUUCUGUUAAAAAAUGUGAUUCAGGCUAUGCCUAAUUAUGCUAUGAACGUUUUUUUUGCUGCCGAAUAAUUUAUGUGAUGACAUUGAGAAAUUGAUGAAUGGGUUUUGGUGGAGAGGUGCAAAAUUUGAGCAGAAGGGAUUGAGGUGGAGACGUUGGGAGGCCCUUUGUAAGCCGAAAAAUAUGGGGGGUCUGGGAUUUCGGAGAAUAAGGGAAUUUAAUCUAGCUAUGUUAGCGAAACAGGGGUGGAAGCUAGUCACAGAGCCGGCUAGUUUGAUGAGUAGAGUGUUGAAGGCCAGGUAUUUUCCCAACUCGGAUUUUUUAAAUGCUCAUGUUGGAAACAACCCUUAGCUUCAUUCAUUUGGUGUAGUAUUUUUGAGUCACAAAAUAUUCUCAAAAAUAACAUCCGAAGGAGAGUUGGAAAUGGGAUAGAUGUUCAGGUAUGGUCCGAUGCAUGGCUCCCCGGAGAGGGGCCGGGCCGGGUUACAUCUGCCAGACCGCCAGGAAUUAGAGAUAUGAAUGUGGCUGCCCUGCGGGACUUUACGGGGAAAAGACUUGCAGAAUGGGGAUGGUUCUGACUGGGCUCGGUUAUGAGAUUUGCAUGUCCUGCCGAAGCUCAAAUUUUUUGCGUGGCAGGUUAUUGAUGGCUCUCUCCCUACUGUUGAUAAUCUCAGGCAAAAAGGAGUGCAGGUACUUGAAGGGUGUAAAGGAUGCGGAGAUAACAAUGAAUCAACGGAGCAUGUUUUUCGACUGUGUGACCAUGCAAAGGAGGUUUGGAGGCAGGUGGGAGUUGACUUGGGCAAUCCGACGGACUCUGUGAACACUUGGAUUUGGCAUCAUUUAGGUGGACCAAAUGGGGAGGAUCGUUGCAGAUUUGUUGCUAUCUUGUGGAGCUUAUGGAAGAGGAGGAAUGGCUGUGUCUGGAAGGAUAGAUGGCAAGGAACUGUGGGGGUUAUAAAUGCGGCGGCGGGUAUUAUUUCGAGCUGGAGAGAUGCUCAAGGUACUGGAGGAGCAGGGCAGGGAAAGAAAGAUGCUGGUCCAGUGACAGUUUGGAAGCGGCCGCGGGCUGGUUAUAUCAAGAUAAAUGUGGAUGGGGCGGUGGAUGAGGACAAGAACAUUCGUGCCUGGGGAUGGGUGGCACGUGAUCACCACGGUAAUUUUUUAAAGGCGGAGGGGGCCUCAGAGCUAGCUAGCUGGUCGGCUGUGGAGACAGAGGCGGUGGGCAUUCGUGAGGCAGUGAUUGGGGCAUCUGAAGCAGGAUGGACUCACGUGGAGAUUGAGACUGACGCUCUC